This is a messenger RNA of Camelus dromedarius (Arabian camel), 3697 nucleotides long. RefSeq names its product peroxisomal biogenesis factor 26 (gene PEX26). Gene Ontology annotation, cellular component: peroxisome; peroxisomal membrane. The coding region runs from base 334 to 1233 and encodes 299 amino acids. Gene Ontology annotation, biological process: protein import into peroxisome matrix; protein import into peroxisome membrane. The record is from RefSeq and is a predicted model, not a curated record. The transcript is spliced from 5 exons. Gene Ontology annotation, molecular function: ATPase binding; protein-containing complex binding. Lineage: Eukaryota; Metazoa; Chordata; Mammalia; Artiodactyla; Camelidae.
UUUGGGCGGGGCUACGCGCGUAGCGAGUAUGUCGGUGCUUGUGGUCCCGUGCCCGCGGCUGCGGCCCUGCCCCUAGAGACGAUCCGGGGUCGGCCCUCAGGAGCCCGGGGGUCCUAGUCCUUGUCGGGGCCAAGUAUCCGAGGACACGUGCUCUGCAAAUCCGAGGGCGUCAGGCCGUCCCGCGCCGGAGCCGCAGGCGAGCCCAGCCGCGCCGCCCUUUUCUCGGGCUGCGGCCUCGGUAGGGUCGUGGGCCAGGCCGUGAGGUCCCUUCCUCCUCCCCAAGACGCACCGGACACCCCGCAGCCCCUGGAGGGCGGCCGCAGGCGGCCACCUAUGAGGAGUGACCUCGCCUCCUCUGCAGCCCCCCUCAGGGGGCUCGGGGGGCCCCUGCGGAGCAGCGAGCCGGUGAGCACCGCCCCGGCCCCGUCGGCGGCCGCACUUCUGCUGGAGGAGGCGGCCGACCUGCUGGUGGUGCACCGGGACUUCCGCGCCGCCCUGCGCACCUGCGAACGCGCCUGGCAGGGCCUGGCCGAGGAGCCCGCGGGCGCCUCGUUGGAGGUGAAAUGCUCUCUGUGUGUUGUGGGGAUCCAGGCCCUGGCAGAAAUGGAUCGGUGGCGGGAAGUCCUGUCCUGGGUUCUUCAGUAUUACCAGGUUCCCGAAAAGCUGCCCCCCAAAGUCCUGGAACUGUGUGUUCUUUUAUACAGCAAAAUGCAAGAGCCUGGAGCCCUGCUCGAUGCUGUCCGUGCCUGGCUCCGAAACCCUCACAAUCAGGGCCUUCCAGAGUACGGAGCCUUGGUGGAACUUCACCUGCAGCGGGUGCUGCUUCCUCUGGGCUGUGUGUCAGAGGCUGAAGAGCUAGUGGCAGGCUUUACAGCCUUCAGUGAAGAGCAGCGUCUGAACGCACUCCAGGCGAUUAGCACCAUGAGGCAACAGCAGAAACACGGACACUCUGGCUCUGAGGAGACCCAAAAGCUAAACCUGGAAGGUUCCUCCUCCCACAAGUUCCUGCCUCUGCUGACCUUGCUUCGCCAGCUGUGGAACUCUGCAGUGAGCCACCUUUUCUCUCUGCCCUUCAGAAGGGGCCUCCUGGCUGCCUUGGUCCUCUGCCUCUUGGUGGUGAGGUUGGAUCCGGCUGCUCCUCCUUCCCUGACCUUCGUCAACCAGCUGGCUCAGCUCUUCCGUCGGAUCCGCGAGGCCAUGUCUCCUCUCUGCCGGCUUCCCAUCCACGACUGAGAGGUCUUCCUCAUUCACCUCAGCCCCUGCUUCCCAGGCUGGCGGAUGAGCAGAGUCACUUUCCAGGGCAGCCUGUUUCCUGCUGCUGUCUGGGCCCUGCCGGCGCAGCCACCCAAAUUCUAGAAGGGUGCUUAUCCGGCCAGUACACCAUGUCUUGCUCCCUGAACACCCUCCCCUUUGCACCUCACUUGGCUGGCUUGGUAGGUGGUGUGAAACAAGGUGGGGCCAGAGGGCACAAGCCCCACAGAGGUGCCUCACUCAGGAGGGGCUUGGGAAUGGAGAGUGUGCCUGUGAAACAUUCUGUCUUCCUGCAAAGGCAGGGUUUUGAUUUUUCAGGCUGGUGUUGAUGAAGCUGGAAGUUCAGAACAAGGUCCUGGUAGGGGGACCUUGGCCUUCCGCUUGCUUGAAGCACUCACCUCUGAAAGUCACCCCCAGGGCAGGCCCUCCCUGGGCAGGGUGAGGUCUGAGAGUGCCCUCUUCCCCUGAGUCUGGUCUGGUGGUUUAUCACUGCACCUCUGGGUGGCCCGUUCAGACUGGGCAUGGCUUCCAGAGUCACGGGGUGCUCCUCUCCCUGAGUAAGGGGAUCUCGCCUGGUGCCUCCUGGGCUUCAGCUCAAUUUUCCAGGUCGUUGUGGCUGAGCCAGGCUCAGCUCUGUUACACCGGGUAUCUCUGCCCUCUCUCCCCUCCCCUGCCCUGCAGCAGUUUGCACUUUGACUGCGGCUGUUUACCAGGUUCUGCCUGUGCCCUGGCCUCCUUGGUACACACCAAGGUUGCUGGUUUCCCCCCUUCUGUGUCCUGUUGUUCUGUUAUAUUCUAUUGUUUGUAUAAUGCACAAGUUUUUCUGUUCCUAUGGCCUUGAAAAGUAGGCCAGCCUCAAAGGCUGAUGAGCUGAAAAUGGAACGGGUAAUCAGGUGAGCUGGCAGGAGUGUGUGGAGGGGGCUGGGCGGAGGGGAGGCAUGGCUUUGAGGGCAGUGAACAAUUUUAUUCCUUGUCAGAGGGAGGAGGCAUUGGGGUUGAAUGCCUCAGUGUUUUCUGUCUCUGGCCACAAGAGCCCUGCCUGUUUCUGCGCAAGUGCGCAUAGAGCACUGCCUGCUGUGGGCCAGGGAAGGCUUUUGGCAGCACAGGAAGGCUUAUCAGCUUUUGAGAUUUUCAGGAGCUACAGGUCAACAGCUUCUCUUUCAUAAAAAGAGUGGAGGAAGUAAACUUCAGGCCCUGGGGAGGUUAAGUCCUAGGGUGUGGUCCAGCAGCAAAGCUGGGAGUGAAGAACCCUGCAGAGAAGGGAAGCAGUUAGUUUGAGGUCUCUCCUCUGGAAUGAUUUUUAAAUCUGGUCGUGUUCACACCCUGGGUAAAACCUAUCUUCAUGGAAGUUAAGGCCCUCAGGCACUGGUUUUGGCCAACACCCCCACUUUGACCUGGGGCCUCUGAUCCAGCUGCCCACAGUCAGUUUUCUGAAGCUGCGCCCCUCAUACCUCUGCCUUUUGCACCUGCUGAUCCCUCUGGGGGUCCUGCCCCACUUUUGCCUGGUAAGCCCCUCGACCUUCCAGACUUAUUCAAGGGUUGCCUCUGGGAAUCCUUUCCUGACGCCCCCUGCUCCAGGCCCUACUUCAUUCCCCUUCUGUGGUGGUGACCCCGUGGCUUUGUGAUUGUGGGAUUCUGGGGCCUCCAGUCACUGAGCUCUUUGAAGCUCGGGGUGUGGCUUGUGUUCAUGGGGCAGGUGUGGUCCCUGCCCUCCUGCUUGCUAGGUGUGUGGAUGUUGGAGAGUGAUUUGACCUCAUCUGUGAGUCGGCUCUUCUCUCAGGGGGACUUUUCAGGGAGUAACUGAGAGCCUCUUGUGAAGUACCUAGUGUGCUGCCUAACCCAGGUGAGGGCUCUCAGGAGGAUAGCUGUGUCCCCAUUGCCCAGCCGAGUGCCUGGGGGUUAGAAGGUGUUCAGAGGCGUUUAAGAGAAUGAGCAGACGUACCUGACGGACGGGGGGUGCCUCUGUGCUUUGGUGCAUGUGUGGGUUUUGGGUUGUGGAAGCCCCGAAGUCACCAUGUGGCCCUGGGUUCUCUGCUUCCUGUUUGUCUUGAGCUCUGCAGUCUUGUCUGGUAACCAGCCACCUCCCAGUCAGACAAGAACUCAGGCCCCCUCCCUGGUGUCCUGGGUCUUUUCUGAGGAUGCAGACUGCUGCUCCAGUCCGUCCUGAGCUCUGGGCUUGACGAGGUCUGGAGCCAAGGGAGGGCAUCCCUGUCACACUUGCACCUGUGCUUUCCAGGGCGCUUGCCUCUAGCCACAGGUGGCCUUUGAGCCUUUGAAAUGUGGCUGGUCCAAGCUGAGACGUAAAUACGCACUGUAAAUUCUGUACGUAUACACUGAUUUCAAACACGUAGAACUAAAAAGAGGAAACUCAAUUUUUAUAUUGAUUGCAUGUAGAAAUUAAUAUUUUGGAUAUAUUGGGCUAAAUAAAAUCUAUUACUAAAAUUAA